AUGACUGACACAACUGCGGUGCUGAAGGGAGUCCGCGAGAAUAUUCGAAGGGAGCUCUUCGAAAGCGUGCUGCCGUUCUGGGACCGGCACAGCGUAGACCCGGAACUGGGCGGCUUCUUCGCCUGCCUGGACAAGGAUGGUGAGCGUUACGAUGACCGCAAGUUCAUGUGGCUCAACGGCCGCCAAGUGUAUAUGUACGCUGCCAUGGCUCUGUCCUUCAGCCAGCAGCAGUUGGAGGACCUCAGUGGGGGCAGGUUGGACCGUGCCAAGCUGAUCAAGGACGCCACAGCUGCCGCUGACUUCAUGUACUCCCAUGGAGUGCGGGAAAGCGAUGGCCAGGUGUAUUUCUCUUUGACCCGUCAUGGGCAGCCCUACCACAUGGAGCGCAAGAUCUUUUCGGCGGCUUUCUUGUGCCUCGGGCUGGGCGUACUGUCAGCAGCACUGCGGGCAGACGGGUGCUCUGCAAAAGCGGGCGAGCUCGAAGACAGGUGCGUGGUCCUUUUGAAGCGCAUUGUGAGCUGGAGCCACGACCCGAGCCCCCUGGGCAAAGAGGCCUGUGCGGGUGCUCCAAAGACGAGCCCCUUGAAUGUGCCCAUGAUCCUCCUCAACGUUCUGGAUGAGUUGCAGCGCUGCGGUGCGCUCUCGCCGUCGACUGGGGUCGGUUUCGACGUUGCGGCGGAAGAGGCUUGGUGUGUGGAAGAGAUUUUGAAGCACGUCCGCUUUGAGGAGAAGAAGGUUCUUGAGGCGGUCUUGGCAGAUGGAUCCCCUUGCCCGGGCUAUGAUGGCCGUCACAUGAUACCCGGGCACGCCAUCGAGGCCGGCUGGUUUCUGUUACGCUACGCGGAGCGCACGGGCGAGGACUCGCUGGUGCAAACGGCGGAGCACAUGAUCUCCUGGUCUUUCGAAGAAGGCUGGGACCCGAAGCAUGGAGGCCUCUUCUACUUCCUGGACGCGGAGGGCCGUUCGCCCGUGUACCUCGAGUGGGAUAUGAAGCUAUGGUGGCCACACAAUGAGGCGAUGAUCGCCUACGCCCUACUCUACGAGCGAUCGCGGCAGGACGCUCACCUGCAGAAAUUCGUGCAGGUGGGAGACUGGGCUCUGCGACACUUCAGCGAUGCCGCUGGUGGGGGCGAGUGGUAUGGAUACCUCAGCCGAGAGGGGCGCGUGACGCACCGCUUCAAGGGAGGGCCUUUCAAAGGCUGCUUCCACGUGCCUCGCUGCCUUCUGAUGGUCUACCAAAUCCUAGGCAGGUGCCUGGAGCCUACCCCGCAACCCCCUUAA
Molecule: messenger RNA, 1281 nt
Organism: Symbiodinium natans
Lineage: Eukaryota; Dinophyceae; Suessiales; Symbiodiniaceae
Source: the annotation of a GenBank genome assembly